Mugil cephalus (flathead mullet) is the source of this 9037-nucleotide messenger RNA. It is a transcript of the gene xkr6b, whose product is annotated as XK, Kell blood group complex subunit-related family, member 6b. Bases 1423 to 3165 code for a protein of 580 amino acids. The transcript is spliced from 3 exons. Lineage: Eukaryota; Metazoa; Chordata; Actinopteri; Mugiliformes; Mugilidae. Gene Ontology annotation, cellular component: plasma membrane. Gene Ontology annotation, biological process: engulfment of apoptotic cell; phosphatidylserine exposure on apoptotic cell surface; apoptotic process involved in development. The record is from RefSeq and is a predicted model, not a curated record.
UACUGCUGAGGGUCAUUUAUUUCCUUACUUUUGGAGGCAUACACUGAUCCUGCAUAACAUUAUGACCACCUUCCUAAUAUCGUGUAGGUCUACCUUGUACCUCCAGAACAGCUGUGACUCAUCAGAGUGGACAUGGGCCUUCUGAGGGGAUCCUGCGGUGUCCGGAGGCACAAGCGAGACCUGCACUAUAUUAGUCAUAAUGUUAUUCCUGAACUGUGUAUGAUCAGUUUAUUCCGUAUGGUCAGUGAUAGCUUUAGGGAACCACUGACACUGUUUUGGGGUUAAGAACAGAACUGGGGUUAAGCUUAGAGGAAGUCCGGAGAGAGGAGGAGAAAGAGAGCGAGUUCAGCACUAGACAGUUCCCAUCAAAUCCAAACAGGCAGAGCAGAGCCGAGCAGGCGGCGGCGGGGGGGUGAAGCGGACAUGAUCCAAUCAAUCUCUCACUGGAUAUGUCCCUGCAUGGCGGCUCCGUGGGUACAGUCCAAUCACAGUUGUUGAGCCUGCAGCGGACUCGCCACCUCGGUAAGCUUUUUGCUUUCCAGUAAAUGCUUAACCCCUUGGCUGCUGCUGAAAGAGAAUGCUGCACAAAGGGAGAAAAGCCCAGAGAACCCAGAGAGAUCAGUACCUCUUCCUUCUUUCCAAGAUGUGUAGAGUAGAUGUUGCUCGUAGGAGCUGUCUUCUGUAGUUCUUUCGGUUUUGCAUAGGCACGGGAGCUUUUGCUGCAACAAUUGGCGCCAAACUGUGCCACUGUGAAUGAUAUUCAGAUGUUCAAACAACGGAAAAGUCUUCCUCCGGUUGUGAGGAGAGAUUAUGCAUGCAGACAACAUAUCAUACACCCCUCUCCUGCAUAUUUGAGAGCUUCAAACGAGACACUAGAUGGCAACCAAGUUGAGCGGGAGAGACGGCGUGUGUGUAUGUGUGUGUGUGAGUGCGCGUGAGAGAGGAAGGAGAGUGAGUUUGUGUAUGUGUGUGAGAGAGAGAGAGAAAGGAGGGGAGAGGUGGGGGGAUGAAUUACGUCGGCGUGGGACAGUGGAGGGACGGUCUGCUCAUGGUACUCAGUUUGCAGCUGGAGGCGAACUGCAGUGAGGGGAAACAACUGAACAGCGGGGAAUGAGAUUAAUGCGCAGGUACAAAAAAAAAAUGCUCGCUCACAGUUGGAUGCAUGAGUAACAAAUUAAAUAGUUUGAACUUGCAGAUUAGAUUGUCGUUACACGGUGGGAAUAGGACUGCAGCGGAGGGAGAGCAAGACAAGAUGUGCUGCGUCCGUGGUGCCACCGGUGCGCCAUCUGGGGACAGAGCGAGCGGCGACGCGCUGACACCCCGGUUUUAGAUGGCUCCAACAUUUGGGGUGCAAAACAGGUGUCAGGGAAGUGUCGUCACGAACCCCGGAAGCCGGAGGAGGUGGGAACAUCAGAGGGAAAGAUGGCAGCGAAAUCCGAUGGUCGCGGGGUCGUCACCGGUUUCGCCCAGCUGCACAACCUGGACGAGGUGGUGGGAACGGGAGAGGACGACACUCGGAACGGCAGCUCAUUCCACAUCUGCCACUGCUGCAACACCUCGUCGUGCUACUGGGGCUGUCGGAGCGCCUGCCUGCAUUACCUCCGGGGGAAGGGAAAGGGGAAAGGGAAGGGGAACGAUGCGGCGCGACCACCGCAGGAGGAGCGCCUCUGGCUGGACUGCCUGUGGAUCAUCCUGGCACUGCUGGUGUUCUUCUGGGACGUGGGGACCGAUUUGUGGCUGGCCAUCCACUAUUACCACAAGCAGAACUUCCUGUGGUCGGGCCUGACUCUGUUCUUCGUGCUGGUGCCCUCGGUUCUGGUCCAGAUCCUGAGCUUCAGGUGGUUUGUCCAGGAUUACACUGGGGGAGGACUGGGUUGCGUGGAGGGGCUGAGUAGUCGCAGAGCUACAGCCAGUUUGCAAAGAGACAAGUGCUGCCGCCUCUCUGUCUGGGUCUGGCAGACCGUCAUACACAUCUUUCAGAUGGGACAAGUGUGGAGGUACAUCCGAACCAUGUACCUUGGCAUACAGAGUCACCGGCAGAAGGAGAACCAGCGACGCUUUUACUGGGCUAUGAUGUACGAGUAUGCCGAUGUCAACAUGCUGCGACUGCUAGAGACCUUCUUAGAAAGUGCCCCUCAGCUGGUGCUGCAGCUCUGCAUCAUGAUCCAGAGCAACAAGGCUGAGUGGCUGCAGUGUGUUUCUGCCAUGUCCUCUCUCCUGUCCCUGGCCUGGGUGCUAGCCUCUUACCACAAACUCCUGCGUGAUUCACGUGACGACAAGAAGAGCAUGAGUUACCGAGGUGCCCUGGUGCAUCUGUUCUGGCGCCUUUUUACCAUCUCUUCACGGGUGCUCUCCUUUGCCCUAUUUGCCUCUGUUUUCCACAUCUACUUUGGCAUUUUUGUGGUGCUCCAUUGGUGUGCCAUGGCUUUCUGGGUCAUCCAUGGCGGCACCGACUUCUGCAUGUCCAAAUGGGAGGAGGUACUGUUCAACAUGGUGGUGGGAGUGGUCUAUGUCUUCUGUUGGUUCAAUGUGCGGGAGGGCCGGACGCGGUAUAGAAUGGUGGCCUAUUACACAGUAGUACUGUUAGAGAACGCCAUCCUCAGCUCCCUUUGGUAUGCGUACCGCGACCCAGCCACCACUGACGCCUAUGCCUCUUUUGCCCUCUGUGGCGUCUUCCUGUGCUUUGCCUCAGGUGUGGCCUGUAUGGUUCUCUAUUAUGGGGUUCUACACCCCAUGGGCCCCCGACUAAGGGUCCUGGCCAGCUCCUGCUGUGCUGAGCUGCUGUGGGGCCUUCCAUUACCCCCUGAAGCUGAGCCAAUGGCUCCCACACCAGGGCCCCGUGGCUCCCAGGCCACCCCCACACGGGGUCUGGCAGGGGAACACGUGGAGUCAGACGAAACAGCCACGGACACCUGCCUUCCGGUUUUCCAGGUGAGGUCCACAGAGCCUGUGGAUGCAGCCGGUAGGCCCAUCCGACCUGAGGGUCCACUCAUCAAGAUAGACAUGCCCAGAAAACGCUACCCAGCCUGGGAUGCACACUUUGUGGAUCGGCGCCUGCGCAGGACCAUAAAUGUGCUGCAGUACAUUAGCCCUAACGCGGUGGGCAUCAGGUAUAGGGACGGUCCACUUCUUUAUGAACUCCUGCAGUAUGAAUCCUCCCUCUGAAGGCAUUUUCUCCCACAGCUCUGCCAUCCCCUCUUUACACACAAUGAUGCACACACGUUUCCUUUCUUUGAUUUCUGCCGUCCUCCUCUCCACAUAUUAUCUCUUUCCAUUUGACAUUUGGCUCUUUCCUUCCCCCCUCUAUUCAAUGUUCCUGCAGGAGACGUGUGUUUUGUCAACCGAAAAUCUGUUAAGACAGUCUAAACACACAGUCGCAAUUUAUUUUUGAGAAAAAAAAAUAUACAGUCUAGAGAAAAAAAAUAUGAACCUACAGUAUCUUAUGUGAUAUAUACAGAAGUCUCAUAUAAAUCCCUCUACACUGAUAAAGGAGGGUUCUGUAUGAGUGUGUAGAUAACAUAUGAAUGUUUCAUUAUGAAAUGUGUUUAAUGCAUUAUACUGUAUUGGUGAUUCAACCUGUGAAUACUUGUGAAGGGCAUAUUGUAUGUCCCUGUGACAUGGGACUAGCGCAAAGCCUGAUGGGAAUGAUGGAGGAGAGUCUCAGAGAGGGCAGGUCUUUGCACAUCCCAACCUUUACUGCCAUUCUUUAUGUAAAUCAUUGAAAUAUAUGAUAAUGUUUACUAAGUCCUUAGCCCGUGAAUUUAGAUGAAAAGCACUGAUCUUUCUAUCAUGAUACUGUAAAUAAGAAAAUGGACACAAUCAAAACUGUGUCUGAGAAACAAUUGAGUAUGGAUUUCCCUCCUUUGAGCUUGCUCAAGAGUUUCCUGGCUGUACUACUUUUGUUCAGAAUCUUAAAUGGAAAUCCCAACAUGCAUGGAAAAAAAAGCACACUGACCUUCAAUCAGCUUUACCCACAUUUUUUUGUCUUUUUUUUUUUACAGUGCAGACUGCCCUCCAGUGGAGGCAAACUGUACCAGCACACCUCAUUUUUGUCCAGAUAGUUUUGAUAGCACAAAAAUAUUAAGACAACCUCCAGAGAUGAAAUGACACAACAAAAAGGAAUGUAGUAGAAAUGAGCACAAAGUUUUCUCAAUUGGUGAGAUGAAAAAAUCAUGUUAAAAACAUUCCAAAGACUUUUUUUAAAACAAAGAUUGUAGGUGUUUAGUGGGAAAAAAAAUGGAGAAAUGUAUGUCAACAAGCACAUAUUAAAGUGCAAAGACAGCCUUCAAGGAAUCCUCCACCAUUCCCUUUUGAAUCUUAGAAAGUAACCCCCUUUUCCAACUUCCUAUUUUGUUUUCUUUUCGAGAAAUGUUUAAGGUGAUUAAUAUACAUGCUCAAUGGGUGCAAAAACCUAUAAUAAGUUCUUGGGGAAAAAAUAUGAGAAAUCUGAGAAGAUAUUUCUAUGCCAUUAUAAUUCAGUGUGUACUUGUGUCCACAUUUAUAGUCAUUGACAUAACUAUAUUUUGCCAGAAUACACACUUUUUUACAUAGCAAAACAUUGCAGUGCUAAAAAAGGUAUAAUCUUCAACCUCAGUAUGCCCUCUUACAUGGGUGUACAGGGCGACUGUUCUUGCACCUGCUAGAGCAGUUGAAACGAAGCCAAAUCGUAUCUCGCCGUACUGUCUUUGCCAUUUAUUUGCCCCCUUGAACCAGUUGAAUGAAUCUGUCCAAAACGUGUGCCAUCUAUAGGCCUGCUGUGCAGCAGUCAUACGCUCAUAUACAGUAUAUCUCCCAGUUCAAUCUGUGGAAGCUCUUCACCACCAAGACCAGAGGGACAACCACUGUAUUCACUCAAAGGAAUAAAAAUAUGAAAACCUGCCUUCUAAGUCAAAGGAGCUUGACUAAAAAUUCCAGAGAGGGCUACUGAACAAUUCAUGUAAAAAAAAAAAAAAAAGAAAAUGAAUGCAGAUCACACUCCAAUUUUAUCUAUUAACUCAAUGAUUCAUCUGAAUAUAUAAUGUGUGUUUUUUACAUUGUAGUGUUUGGCAUGACUUUAGUAUGAGGCAUUAGUACAAAUGAACCCAACCAGGGAUGCCCAAGAGCCCUGCACAACACGGAGAUUCCUUUUCCCUAGCUCACUGGCUUUCUGCUUAGCUGUGGUCUCACGUGCCUGCUAACAUCGUACUGUAAAAGGCAGAUGCCAAGUAAGUCCAGGCUAAAGCUGGAAGAGGGUCUUUGCCAGGGUUGGAAAAGAACACAAGAACAGAUCGUGCUAAAGGGCCUGACUGGAUUUAUGUUUGACUCCUUGCGUGCUUGUGUGAGAAAGGUGAGUGUCAGCAUGUCUGAAUUGUUAUCUAAGUAUGCCUGCAUGCUUGUGGGUGUGGGUGUGUACGUCCUCAGCCCUUUCCCACGGUUCUGUUCGCUCGCUGAUUGUUCGGCUCCCUCCUUGGUUGCUGCUCCGCCCUCUUCCCCAUCUCCACGGUGCCGGGCCUUGGUACACUCCCAUGAAACACUCAUGAAAAUACUCUCACACUCUCUGGUAACUGAACAAAUGGGGUUGAGGCUGAACAAACGGAGAUCCUGACAUGAGAACAUGCAAUGAGGUACACUGCCAUAACCAAGAGCUUCAACAUCCAGGGUCUGCCACCCUUCAGCUUAAAAGCGAUGUCCAGCCCUGAGUAAUUGAGAACUGUUGGGUCAGCUUGGGUAGAGCAACCGUCCAACACACCAUAUGUAUAGAUAUACAUGUGUAUGCAAACAACCAACUUGUUCAUUGUUUACCAUAGUAGCCAGAGUAUUUCCUCUAUGUCGUAGUGAAUGAACAGCCAUGUUAAAAGUUAGUCGAUGAGUGAAUAAUAAACCAAGAAAAACUAAGCAGCCGAUACAGGGGUUCCUCAGGACCAACAAACAAGACCACUGAACCAGCUGACUCAGGGGUGUCUCAAUGCAGUUCUCAUCCCCAGGCAUGUCCUCAAGGGUCUCCAUUUUUUUCCUUAACACACUGCAUCCUGGACCACUCCUCGGCUGGGACCACCAAAUUAUGGUUUGCACAUUUGUUUCGUUUUCUUGAGAAUGAUUAUUCAUUCUUAUUAAUGGGGGUGGGGGCCGUUUUUUGUGGUAGUUGGCUGCCUGGCGUACAGUGCAUCCUUUCUAAACACUGCUGACCCUUUCCAGACGUGGACACAUGUCCAAAUCAGGUGCAAAAACACUGUGAAACAUUCAUUUUCGAGUGCGUGUGGGACAACAGUAUUACAUAGCUUCUUAAACAAGAUUAUGUACAACUGGGUUGUAUUUCAUUUAGUGGUGCUUAAUGUCGUACAACACAGAUUUAUGCUUGCGUAACUGUUUCAUUAGAAUAGCAGCAAUGGCAGUUAAUUAAACUAAUUGAUUUUCAAAGUCUACAAAGAGUCUAUAUGUAAAAGUCUGGAUUUUUAUGAAACAUGCUGUAUAUUUUAGGUAUUUCAACAGAACAAUCAACAUUUUGCCACAUUCUGUAACUAAUAACAAUGAUUAGCUAGAAGCCACAUAAGUGGGUUUUGCAUUUUGUAUAUAUGUAGUUUUCUUUAAAUUAUACACGGGUUUCAAGCGCUAAGCUACACAAGAGUGUAGGGGGAAGCAGUUACUAUACUGUAAAGUGUAGUAUUCAUGCUGCCACACUUUAUACCAUACACAAGGUCACAAAGAAUUCCCCUACAGAGAAUUGUUUCUGUCAGGUUACCUGCCCAACUUGACAUCCCUUGACAGCCACAACACACAGCAAGAGCGUUUGAACAGCAAGCUUGUUCUUCUCAGUCCUUGUUGUGCCUUGUUACUUCGGGUGCUUCGAGCCAGCCAUGGCAGCCAGGUCCGCAAACAACAACGCCAGUGUCUUUCUUUACUCGUUUCAUGUGCCAGCACACUCACCAAGAUGACACCAAACAAUAUUGGCCCUGCCUGUGUUCCCAAAGUAGAUCAAGCCGCAAUCUCGGUUCUGUCAGCUUACACCUCAGUUGACAAAGCUAUUAAGUUUCAUCCAAGAUGUCACCUACAGGACUGCGCCGUUUCCUAGUUACAGUGUUACUUCACAGUGUGACAGAUCCAAGUGAAGGGCAGUCUGUAAAACCCAGUUACUGGUUCUGUCAAAGACACGGGAGAAAAAGUAAGGCAAUACUGAUCAUCUUCUGUACUUGAACGUAGGGUUCCUCAUCUUAAUUACUUUUCAGCAAGCUGAAUCACUACAGCCCCAGUGGACUCAGUUGGUAACAAUUAACAUUUUAGACAGAGCUCAAAACCGUUAGUUUCAGACUGUUUGAUGGCAAGUCAGAGCAAAUGCCAGCCACGAUACAUGACAAUAUGGUAAAUGAUUGUUUUGUACUUUUGUCUAUGCCUUUACAUUUUCUUCGGUCUUGCGAUUAUGAAUGAUUUAUAGUGCCAAGACGUAAAACUUUGUGUUAUUUGUGUCUCAUGUGAACAAUACAUCCUCUAGCCAAAACAACAAUGCCUGCAGUUUGAAUACAACGUGAUAGAAGUUGAUGAGAAAUUGCGCACUAAUCUGUUGCGUUUUUUUGGUUCGUUUGUUCAUUUGUUUUUUUUAUGCUGGAACGAUGAAACAGGCCCGAUUGCUGAUUCAAUUUUGAACAAUAACCUCAUUCCCUGGUAUUGGUACCACCUUCCAGCAUGCCUUUAGAACUCAUCGUGAGGUGACCCUCAACAUUUAGCAUGGAAGUGCUCUCGUCUGCACACCAAACCCCUCUGAUUUCUGCAUCAAUGUGUAGCAGCAGGCCACUGUAGUGUUUGACCUGGUUUAAGUCUAUACCUUUGUGUCGCAACCAUCUUUUUGAGCACAGGGGCAGUAUGUUCAGAUGACAAAACGGUGCAUUUUCUUCUUUAAAUUUUUUGUUCCUUAUUUCAGUUUUGUUAACAACCUGGUGCUGGAUCAUUCAAAAGGUGCUACCAAGGUGGACAGCUGAGUCCACCUUUUGGCUUUCUGAGAGCAUAGACUUCCAGUUAACUGAGUGAACCUGCACCCCAUACACUUGCAGUCUCAGAUAGCUCUACAGCCAGCACCUCAAAUCCGCAUAGUUUACAGCAAAACUCAACUCUCAAUGGUGCCAUUUUGAGUUUCCAAUCUACACAAACAAACAACAGAUACUUUACUUGUCACAUGUUUAUUACGCUAGAUUCAGCAUACCGUAUGCUUUUGUUUUACUGCGAUUCAAUCUGCACUAGGAUUUUUCUUUUUUCUGAGAGAAUGAAACUGGGAGAUGACAAAUGGCAUCUUAUAAGCAAACGCACAGGAGCACAAAUGUACUUCUGCUGGUGGAAUUUGGGUAAAAAAAAAAAAGAUAAUAAUAUAUAUAUAUAGAACGUGAUUGCUGUGUUGUAAAUUCCUGUCAUCUAUAUGUCCUUAAUCUGUGUGUAUCUAUUUUUGUUGUUAUUGUAGAAUCGGCUGUAAUAUUUUAUUUAAAAAUGGAUUUGAUAUUCCAAUGAAGCGACUAUGGUUGUUAUAUUAAUUGCUGCUGAUUUUUUGAAUUGUUAACAAAAGGUGUUGGGAAAUAUUGCUUUGUUUAUAUUCAGUCAAUUUAUAGAUUGUGUUAGCUUGUUGGUGUAUUUCACAAAUCUGUCAGGAUACUCCCUAGGCCAUAUGAUUUAUCCGGGGUAUUCGAAAAGUUGGCACAACGUUAGUAAUCAAACCUGCUACAAUAUGUAGCAUCUCUAUGGAAGUGGACAACAUAUAGUAUGUUGUACCUGAGAACAUAUAAAGAAUGAUUUAUUUGUUGUUGUUAAAUAUAAAAUGUAAGUAAAUUGUUUUAUGGAAUCCCCGUUCUUCUCUAAAAAAGCAAAACUGAUGUCCAGUAUUGUACCUACGCCCUAUUUUUGGGAACAAUAUGAAUAUUAUUAAUAACAUAUGGUGCUAAAGUUCUUUUUGUAUGUUUUGGUUUUUAGAUGAAAAGAGAAAUAUUAUGCUGAAAAUGUAAUGUUAAGCCUUACUGUAGAUUCAUAUAUCAGACUGUUCAUCCCAGAAGAGAAAAAUAAAUAUAGUAUUUGAAAGUGCAAA